This is a messenger RNA of Xenopus laevis (African clawed frog), 4695 nucleotides long. RefSeq names its product trafficking kinesin-binding protein 1 (gene trak1.S). The transcript has 16 exons. Gene Ontology annotation, cellular component: cytoplasm; mitochondrion; dendrite. Gene Ontology annotation, biological process: protein targeting; vesicle transport along microtubule; mitochondrion distribution. NCBI's taxonomy places the organism in Eukaryota, Metazoa, Chordata, Amphibia, Anura, Pipidae. The record is from RefSeq and is a predicted model, not a curated record. Gene Ontology annotation, molecular function: GABA receptor binding; signaling receptor binding; myosin binding. Bases 948 to 3602 code for a protein of 884 amino acids.
AUCAGAGGAAUGACGUCAGCUUUCCCUGCAAGCAUGUCAGUGUGAUGAGACAAGGAGCCAGCGGCUGGAACUUGGGGAAGCGCUGUGUUUUACUCGUUUUCGGCAACACCCCUUCCGCUAACCGCGUUGAAUAAGGCAACUGUAUCUAUCUCAUGCUUUUAGGGGGAAUCCUUUCUGCCUCCGCCUUUUACGUAAAGCAAGUGAAGAGCAGCCUCGGGCGAGGGGCGGAGCAAAAAAUCGCCGGCCGGCUAGAGAAUUUAGUCCGAGUAGAUUUUGGGUGUAACAGCUGAAUCCGCACAAACCCGCUAGAACCUUGGAAACCGAAAGGAGUCCGCGCCCUGCAAUGAUCUGAAGUAUCUGAGCCUGUCAGUGUUAAUUGUGGACCACUUCGACUUUAAUUUCAUUAUUCUGUUUAUUUUAAGACGGCGGCUGUUCUACACCCCGGAAUUGCACAAUUGCUUUUGUUGUGUCAGAGUGGGAGAUGCCGGCAAUGAGAUUGGGGCAGUGCUGGGAGAACUCCUCUUCCUUGGACUAAAGCUGCAGGCUAGCACUCACUUGCAAUACUAUCAGCCACCUACAGCAGCAAACCAUUGCCAUACUCUACUUGGGAGCCUGAGUGCUUGUUAUCUGGACGUUUUUGACAGUACACUGCCAGUGAAAUCAUAUAUGUGAAGCACGAUCACAGCACCUGCACUUCUCCACCUGAUGGCAGUUUGCACAUCCUCGUGAAACCUGCCAAGCUGGACACCACAGCUUUGCACCACGACACCUUGGCCGAUAUCGUGCCCUUUCAGCAAACAAGUGACCAUGCAGUCCUAGCCUGUGACCCAGGCAUUCAUGAAGAGCACUAUGUGAGUGAAGCUGUGGGUAUAGAAGAUGUUCAGGACCAGAGAGUCCUCAGAGAUGCUGGCACCAUUACAGUUUUAUGUGCUGAAAGAGUGGGCCAGAUGACUAAAACAUAUAGUGAUAUAGAUGCUGUCACACGUCUGCUUGAAGAGAAAGAACGAGAUCUAGAAUUAGCUGCUCGCAUUGGCCAGUCUUUGCUGAAGAAGAAUAAAGCAUUAACUGAAAGGAAUGAAUAUCUUGAGGAACAAGUAGAGCACAUCAAAGAAGAGGUUUCACAGUUGCGUCAUGAGCUGUCCAUGAAAGAUGAGCUGCUUCAGUUUUAUACUAGUACAGCGGACGAAAGCGAGCCAGAAUCCAUCAGCUCUACACCUCUGAAGAGGAAUGAAUCUGCCUCAUCUGUCCAGAGCUGUUUCCAUUUUGACUCUCUGCAGAAGAAAUUGAAGGAUCUUGAAGAUGAGAAUAUUGUUCUCCGUUCAGAGGCUUGCCACUUGAAAACUGAAACAAUCACGUAUGAAGAAAAGGAGCAACAACUUGUGAAUGACUGCGUCAAAGAACUGCGCGAUUCUAAUGUGCAGAUUGCCAGCUUAUCAGAAGAGUUGGCCAAGAAGACAGAUGAUGCUGCACGGCAACAAGAGGAAAUAACGCAUCUUCUCUCACAGAUAGUUGACAUUCAGAAGAAGGCUAAAGCAUAUGGAGUUGAAAAUGAGGAACUUGUGCAACAUUUGGGAGCAGCUAAGGAUGCCCAACGACAACUCACAGCUGAAUUACGAGAGCUGGAAGACAAGUAUGCAGAGUGCAUGGAAAUGCUUCAUGAGGCGCAGGAAGAACUAAAGAACCUGAGAAACAAAACAAUGCCUAAUGUCAUUUCCCGACGCUAUCACACUUUGGGGGUUUUUCCUUUGGACUCAUUAGCAGCUGAGAUAGAGGGAUCCAUGAGGAAGGAACUGCAAAUUGAUGAGCCGGACUCUCCUGAAAUGAAUGGCAAUCACCAUAAGCGAGUAUUUGAAACAGUGAAAAAUGUAAACCAGGUUGUCAAACAGAGAUCGCUGGCCCCUUCUCCAAUGAACAUCCCAGGAUCUAACCAGUCAUCUGCAAUGAACUCUUUAAUGUCUAGUUGUGUGAGCACACCACGCUCCAGCCUGUAUGGUGGGGAUGUAUCAAACAUUGUUAUUGAUAACAAGACAAAUAGCAUUAUCUUGGAAACCGAGUCCUCUGAAAAUAGCCUCAAUAACGGAGAUAAAAACAAGAAGGCUGGAACACCUGGCACUCCAGGUUCCAGUGAUCUGGAGACAGCUCUGCGACGAUUGUCUCUGCGCCGUGAAAACUACAUCCUGGAGCGCAAGUUUUUUGAAGAUGAUCAGGAGAGGAAACUGAGGAGCCUAGCAGAGAAAGGAGAGAUCCAUAGUGGGUCAGUUACACCCACAGAUAGCAUCAUGUCCUUAGGAACCCACUCCAGGCUAUCUGAAUUCACCGGAUUGUCAGGAAUGUCGUACUGCAGUCGAUCCUACUUGCCAGAGAAACUUCAGAUUGUGAAGCCUCUAGAAGGUUCAGCAACUUUACAUCAUUGGCAACAGCUUGCACAGCCAAAUCUAGGCGGUAUCCUGGACCCAAGGCCUGGUGUGGUUACCAAAGGCUUCAGGACCUUGGAUCUUGACCAUGAGGAUGUGUACUGCUUCACAGACUAUGAAGAAGAUGAGACAGGUGACAUUCCUUUCAAGAGCUUUACUACCUCGUCUUCCAUCCAUCACUCAGAGACCUCAGGUGAGAGGUCACAAGCACAAGUGACUAUGCCAGACAGCAAGAAUUGUCCAAGUCAUUCUCAGGCUGCCCCCGAGGAUUUGCAAGAACCAGCGACAGACGAUGAUGAGGGGUCUGUGUACUAUCCUGGCAAGUGCUUGUCUCAAACCAACUCUACCUUCACUUUCACCAACUGUCGGAUUAUGCACCCGUCUGAUGAACUCACCUGUGUCACUUCGAGCCUUAAUGCAGUGCCCACUCCAGCUUGUGGUAACUGGAAUAAUCUAAAGUCAAUGCCAGCGAGCACACCCUGUACGCCUCGGCGCCUGAGCUUGGCUGAAUCGUUCACCAAUCUUAGGGAAUCAACUACCACUAUGAGCACAUCUUUAGGGCUGGUAAGACUUUUGAAAGAGAGGGGCAUUUCUGCAUCUAUGUACAACCCACAAACCUGGGACGGGGCUGGAAAGGUUUCUCUGAUUAACCAUUCUCUUCCAAAAAUGGCAAUCAUAGCCUCCACCCCACCAAACUCGCCUAUGCCGACACCAAAUUCCUCCCCUCCAUCUCUAGACUUCAAAUGCACCAGCCCACCCUAUGAUAACUUCCUAGCUUCUAAACCUGCCAGCUCCAUCCUUAAGGAAGUCAGGGAGAAGAAGAAGAAGAAUAUAAGGAGCAGUGAAUGCCAGACAGAUGUUUCUGUUUCCAACCUUAACCUUGUGGAUAAAGUAAAGAAGUUUGGAAUUGCCAAAGUCUCAGGAACAUCUGCUUUAUCUGAAUGCUACAGGGGCACCCAAGGGCCAGUGAGGACAUAUGUUCCUGGAGGUCUUAUGCCUGAAAGCCUACCUUUAAACUACCCUGCUGUAACAAGUGCCAUAGGCACCCUUCACCUGAAUUCUGGUAUCCGAAGGAACCGCAGUUUCCCAACCAUGGUUGGAUCCAGCAUGCAGAUGAAGGGACCAACUACACUGACAACUGACAUACUGUUGGGAACCAAGUUACCUAAACAGACUACUUUGCAAUGAGAAAUAUCUGCUGUACUAUGUAUUAGAGAGGCUGAGAAUGCAGUAACCUUGCAUAGUAUGCUACUCUUAGUGCUUAUCCUUUCUGACUCUUUAAUACUAAUCUCACCCUUCAUCCCUGUACUUUGUGCUGACAAAUCAACUUUGUGCCUACAUGAGCUAUUGGGACUGCACUUUGUAUAAAUAUGUACAUAUAUAUAAUAGAUAUCUAUUGUAAUUAAAUAUAUUUCACUGUACCAGUGAUAAACUGUGGAAGCAGAAGGGGCUCUUCUAUUGUAGAUAUUUGACAUGCUAAUAAUGUAUAUUAAACUGUUGAUGGUAGGAUACUGUAUGCACUGAAUGUAAGGAACCUCUAAACCUUAGCAAAGAAUGGUAGUUUUUGUUAUCAAUAUUAGAGGUCUAACCAAGGUUUUAGUCAUUUCAGGGAGAAGGAAAUCUGGAAUUUAACAGGAAACAGAAAAGAUUCUCAGCUUGCCACAGUCUCAAAGGCAAUACUCUGCUUUUUCUUUAUAUAGGUCAAUGGGUUGUUUUUAAAUACAUAUCUUUACCUUUGUUCUCACUGUUAUUCUAAAGCAAAUGCCAGGUAUAACAAUAUAGCAUCUUAUUUUAUUUAUUAUGCUGCAGACACAUCACAAGAAAUAGGGCUACAAUCAAGCUCAAUACACAGUCACAUGCUAUAAUAUUAGCACAAAUACGUAGUAGGGCUUAGGGUUUUUGGAUUUUAGUUCAGUAAUAUAGUUGAAAGAUUACUUUGCAAUUUUUUUUAUAUUUCACCAGAAAUGUGGGUGCUUUUCUGAUUGAAUAUGCAGCAAUGAAAAGGGAUAAAGAUAAUCACUAUAUUGCCACUGGUGCUGCUUCAAGCAGGGACAUACUUGAUAUCUAGGAUAGAAUUUAUUCUUUGGGAAAUAGGAAACUGUCCUUUAAUAAAGAAGCAUCAGAAUGUCCACAGACUGGGGCCUAUUUUGAUUAUCCUUGAGGAAACACGAGUGCAAUAAAGGUCUUGUCUUUUCUUAUAUGCCAAUAAAGUUUUAAAAUAUUUUAAAGGUUUGCAUUUAUGCACAUCAGACGUAAUAAAGUGGUAAUAUUUAUACAUUUA